This is a messenger RNA of Funneliformis geosporum, 348 nucleotides long. Lineage: Eukaryota; Fungi; Glomeromycota; Glomeromycetes; Glomerales; Glomeraceae. The record is from the annotation of a GenBank genome assembly.
AUGGAAUAUCUUAUAGUAUUUAACGGAGUAAGACAAGCUGAUAAAUAUUGGAGUAUAUUAGCCUGUGUAGAAUUUAAAUUCACUGUAUUUGAUACAUUUGAAAGAAAAGAGCCAACAAAGAGUGCAAAUUUAUCUUUACAAACAUCGUACUCGCUUUUUGUACUUGAUCGUACAAAUAAUUUGAUGAAUUGUUUGUUGACGCUUUUUAUAGUUGGCAAAAAUCAUAAUUUAUAUACAAUUAGUCAUCAUAUUAUACCAAUAGCAAGAGCAAUAUCACAUUCACAACUUAUCAUCAUUCCUUACCAACCGAAUAUCCAUCAUGAAAGUCAAAUAUUGAAUAUGGAUUGG